Messenger RNA from Pseudocercospora fijiensis CIRAD86, 1596 nucleotides. Its product is annotated as glycoside hydrolase family 17 protein. Gene Ontology annotation, cellular component: fungal-type cell wall; extracellular region; cell surface. Gene Ontology annotation, biological process: cell wall organization. Gene Ontology annotation, molecular function: 1,3-beta-glucanosyltransferase activity; glucan endo-1,3-beta-D-glucosidase activity. The transcript is spliced from 2 exons. Bases 177 to 1298 code for a protein of 373 amino acids. Lineage: Eukaryota; Fungi; Ascomycota; Dothideomycetes; Mycosphaerellales; Mycosphaerellaceae. The record is from RefSeq and is a predicted model, not a curated record.
CUCGGCCCAGCCAAGCAGCCCGUCCACGGCGACACGCAGCAUUCCUCGCGGCAAGCAUAGCAACACACGAGAGUCACUUGACGUGCUCUUUCGCUCAUCCAGAAUCUCUUAACUCAGCAUCAAACUCUGUCCGUCCAUCAAAGCUGAGCAGCAUCGAUUAACAGAACAUCGACAACAUGAAGGCUGGUCUUCUCUCGCUUGUGGCACUGGCUGCCAUCGCCCAAGCCCAGGUUCGCCGCGGUCACCGUCACGCUCACAAGCGUGAUACCGUCGAGACUGAGGUCGAAUAUGUCACCGUCUAUUCUCCAAAGGCCAUCGUCUACGUCGACCAAGACGGCAAUGUCAUCAAUACUUCGUAUAAUGGCGACCUUGGCCCAACACCUGCUCCAGCUCCCGCUCCAGCUCCAGAAAAGGCCCCAGAACCUGCUCCAGCCCCAGCCCCAGCGCCUGCUCCAGCCCCAGCACCUGCUCCGGAAGCACCAAAGCCAGCCGAGAAGAACGCGCCUGCAUACACUCGAGCUCCAACCGCCAGUGCUCCGGCAUCUGGUCAUGGUGUCUCUUACUCCCCAUACAAGGUCGGCGGUUGCAAGUCUCAAGACGAGGUGAACGCCGAUUUUGCCAAGUUCAACGACUUCAGCAUGGUUCGCAUCUACGGUACCGACUGCGACCAGGUCAAGACUGUCGUGACUGCUGCCAAGGCCAAGAAUAUGAAGGUCUUUGCUGGCAUCUACGACAUCACCCAAGCCGAGGCUGAGGCCCAAAAGAUCAUAGCUGCCGCACAGAACGACUGGAGUGUCAUCGACACCAUCUCUGUUGGUAACGAGGUCGUCAACGCGGGCACCCACAGCCCAGCCGAGGUGGUCGCUGCCCUCAACAUUGCCAAGGGUUGCUUGAAGGCAGCCGGCUACACUGGUAGCGUCGUCACUGUCGACACCUUCGUCGCAAUGAUCGCCCAUCCAGAGCUCUGUCAGGCUUCCGACUACGCAGCUGCCAACUGCCACGCCUUCUUCGAUGGAGGAAAGACUGCCGAUCAAGCCGGUGACUUCGUGUAUGAGCAAGCCCAGCGCGUCAAGCAGGCAUGCGGCGGAAAGAAGACCGUCAUCACCGAGAGCGGCUGGCCACACUCCGGCGCCACCAACGGUCUCGCCGUUCCAAGUCCAGAGAACCAGCAAAAGGCCAUCUCAUCCCUCAAGUCCAAGUUUACCAACGACCUCAUCCUCUUCACCGCAUUUGAUGACACCUGGAAGUCCAACAGCGCCGCCACGUACGGCGCAGAGCAGUACUGGGGUUUCCUCUGAGCACACAGCAUUGCAUAGAAAAUUUCGGCCAAGGAGGCCACGAGUUACGGCCAAGAGGUGUACGCAUCUGUUCGAUUCUUGCAUAGCCUAGGGAGGAGUGCGGCGUUUCCGGGUGUGUCAGCGGCUAUAAGACAGGAUGGACAUAGCUGCAAUUCGCGCUAGGGCGAUAGAUUCUUGCCUUGCAGCUUCAGGAUAGUUCCCCCCAUCCUCGAAGGUUGCAUUUGCGGGUCAUUUGCGAUGCCUUCUGUAUGAAAGAUAGCGAUAGCAUUAAACUUCACAACCCAGAAUAAGUUCCCAG